This is a messenger RNA of Gallus gallus (chicken), 2288 nucleotides long. RefSeq names its product CD164 molecule like 2 (gene CD164L2). Bases 16 to 957 code for a protein of 313 amino acids. Lineage: Eukaryota; Metazoa; Chordata; Aves; Galliformes; Phasianidae. The record is from RefSeq and is a predicted model, not a curated record. Gene Ontology annotation, cellular component: cytoplasmic vesicle. The transcript is spliced from 6 exons.
GGCUCAGGGCUGCGUAUGGCGGGGGGGGGGGAGCGCUCAGUGCUCAGACCGCGCAAUGUGCGCGCAGAUGCGGCGCCCACGCAGGACGGGAAUUCCGCGUGCGGUGCGCGGGGCGCGCAGCGUAUCCAGAGCGCGGGCGGUGCUGCAGUGCGCGGGGUGUGCAGUGCGCGUGCAACGCGUGUGCAACCACUCCGUGUGCGCACCGUCCCGCAGCCGGACCGGCAGCCGCCGCUUUCCCACGGGCCCCCCCCGCAGAAAGGAGGGGGCUGUGGAGGGGGAGGGGGGGCGGAGCAGAACGAGGCGGGGCCGCCCCCCCCUCCCUCCCCACCCCCGGGGCCGCCUCCCGCGGGCGCGGACGUCCCCGUUCCGUUCAGCCCUCCCGGGAGCUCCGCCGCCGCCGCGGGACCGAACGGAACGAAGCGGGCCGGGCCGGGCCGGGCCAUGACCCCCCCGUGCGGCGGAGCGCUGCGCUGCGCGGUGCUGUGCGCGGUGCUGUGCGCGGUGCUGUGCGCUCAGGGAUCCGCCGCCACCCGCGCAGAAUGCAGUGAGCUGCUGUCCUGCGAGCUGUGCACCGCCGCUCCUCCGGCACCCAACGGCACCGAAUGCCUCUGGGGGGGCUGUGGGGCACCGGAAACGUGGAGCUGCAUGCACAGCGGGGCGGCUGCGCGGGACAAAUGUGUGCUCUACAACAGCAGUGCCCUGUGCCCAGCACUGAAAUCCCCCACCAAAGAGCCACCGCGGUCCCCUAGCAGGGAGCCGGCAACGCGUUCCCCACGGAGCAGCACCACGCACGCCCCGCUGACGGGCAGCCCCGAGUUCCAGCCUCCGGGCUUCGACACGGCCAGCUUUGUGGGCGGCAUGGUGCUGGUGCUCAGCGUGCAGGCCGUCCUCUUCUUCAUCCUCAAGUUCAUCAAGUCCAAGGACAGCGCCUACCAAACGCUAGAGGACAACCAGUAGGUGCUGAGUGCUGCCGGAGGAUGGGGAGGGGGCCGCCCCGCUGCCCCACGGCUCCCCCUGGGGGAAGGGGCCCAUUCCCACCUCCCUGCUUUGCAUGGCGGGGGGUUCUCCGCUGUUUGCUGUUUGUCCCCAGGGCCGUGCGGUGACCCCACAUCCCCGUCCCUUCUGCGGUGCCCCCAAGGAGGCGGCGGGCGGCCCCCGUCCCAUUGAGCCCCUCUCUGGGGUGGGGGCUGCAGCCCUAUUAGGGAGCACCCAGCAGCGUUCAUCCCCCCCUCCCCACCCCCCCUCGGUCCCCCGGUGCGCCGUGUGGGGUCCCCCCUUUGUUCUGGCUCCAGCAUCCCGGUGCCAUCGCAUCCUGCGGGGUCCCGACCCCAUACGCUGUCCCCUCCCAUCCCCCCACAGCCCUGAGCCCCCCCUGUCCCCAUUGCCCCCCCCUGUAGGAGCAGAGCCGGACCUCACUGUGUGCUUUUGUUGUGCCUCUGUGUUCCUGGGUUUGGGGGGGGGGGGGACACGAUGGAUAUGGAGGUCGCUGUGUGUCCCCCCCUUCCCAUCCCUCCCCCCCCCCCCACGCCUUCUGUGUGCUGUUUUGGGGAGGGGGCUGCGUGCUGUGUGCUGUGGGGUGAGGUUUGUCGCUGCCCCCAUUAAACUCUGCCAGGUGGUGUCCGUGUGUCGGCCCCAUCGUGUCCUGGGGGGGGUGGGGGGGUGGGGGGAGAUGGGGUGGGGUGAGCCUGCAGAGCCCCCGUGCCCCCCAUCCCUUCUCUGCAGCAGCUCCCAUCCCCCCUACAUCCCAAUGUGGGACCCCCCCUCCCCCACAAUGGGGGCAGUGGGGUGGGGGCAGUGGGGUGGGUGCUGUGCCCCCCCCGGGCCCUUCCUGCUAUGUGCUCUUCUCUAUCCGCUGCUGCAGGAUCUGAGCUCGGGGCGAUGCUCCCCUCACCCCCCCGGGGAGGUGGAGAAGAGACCACUUCUGUGUCCCCAUCCCACACCGGGACCACCCCAAAGCCCCCCCUGGCUGUGGGACCCCCACCUGCACCACAACUAUGCAAAGCCGGCUCUGCUCGGGGGGGGCUGCAUUUGGGGGGGCCGGAGGGGGGGCUGUGCCGUGUCACCAAGUGUGAUGUCCCCAGCAUGGCACGGGAUGCUGCUGGGGUGUUCCCAGUGCUCCUCGGUGGUGUGGGGUGAGAGGGGGGGGCUCAUCCAGCUCGGCUUUGCCCCCCAUAUGCACCCCAUGCCUGCCAGGAGGAAGCUGUGCGGGUAGGAGGGUGGGGCUGUUUGCCCCCCAACCCAGGGCUGCCACAGUGGGGGCAGAGACCCAAUAAAGGACUUUCCUCGCA